Molecule: messenger RNA, 615 nt
Organism: Filobasidium floriforme
Lineage: Eukaryota; Fungi; Basidiomycota; Tremellomycetes; Filobasidiales; Filobasidiaceae
Exons: 4
Coding region: 103-435 (110 amino acids)
Biological process (GO): copper ion transport
Cellular component (GO): cytosol
Molecular function (GO): metal ion binding; copper chaperone activity
Source: RefSeq, a predicted model, not a curated record
CUCUUCGAUCGCACACUACCUAUACUUUACUCUUUGCUCCUUGACACUUCCUGGCCAUUUUCAGUACCUCUCCUCCAGACUAUCCGUCCAACGACCCGCAAAAUGGCUACUACCUCCAUAGGAGCUUCGACCGGUAUCUCUGGCGAUGCCAUCCCGUCGACGACCAACCAGAUCCCCCAAUCCGGCGCUCAGGGAGAGACGCCCAACCCCCCGAAGCCGUUUUACGAUUUCGAUGUCGUCAUGACCUGCAACGGGUGUUCGGGUGCGAUCGACAGGGUGUUGAAGAAGAACAUCGUCGAACCCAACCAGUACGAGGUCUCGCUCGAAAGGCAGAAUGUCAAGGUCUGGGGACCCAGCUUGCCUCCCUUCAGUACCGUCGAGGAGAAGAUCAAGAAGACGGGAAAGACCAUCAAGAGCUCUCGGACGGUCGAGUGAUGUGCUGGAGAGGCUGAAAUUGGCUGGCUGGAACAGCUCUCUCCCUCCAUUCUUAGAUUGACUCUUACAAGGACGAUGUACUAUAUCUUUUCUCUUGCGAUAUACCAUCCCGGUUGUUGUGCACAAAUGGAAAGGUGGUUGUACCAUCCCGGUUGUUGUGCACAAAUGGAAAGGUGGUUG